UGCAGCGUGAUCUCGGACUGGCGGCGGGACAGCUACGUUAGCGACGGAGCUGGUUAGCUUGUUUAGCGGCGCAGUUUCAGAUAACAACCAAUAUGAGCCCUGAUCGGAGCACACUGGUUGACCAAUAGCACACAGGUGUUGCUGCCUGAGGCGUAACAGACGGAGUGACGGGUUGUCGGUGUUGUUCUGCCUCCUGACAGCGAGUCUGGUGUCGGUUCGGUCCGAUGGGCGACAGCGAUGACGAGUUCGACCGGAGGAGGCGGGACAAGUUCAGGAGGGAGCGCAGCGACAUGGAGAGGUCGAGGGAGCGCGACGACCGUAGGAGGGACGACUGGCCCGACAGGGACUGGGAUCGCGGCAGAGAGAGGAGGCGGGACUACGAUCGCGGUCGCAGAGAGCGCUUUUCUCCUCCGCGACACAUCAGCCCUCAGCACAAACGCAUGAGGAGAGACUGGGACGACCACCGGGGGGAGCCAUACCGCUAUGACCUGCCCUAUGGAGGGGGAGGGGGAGGGGGAGGAGGAGGAGGAGCUCCAUUUCCGGGGGCGGGGCCUCAGGGCUGGCACCCCGACUUCCCCCACCUCCACCCACACCACGGAGGUCACCCACUGCAGGGCAGGCUGGGCAUGGUGGAUCCAGACCUGCCUCCUCCUGGUCCUCCCACCAUGAGGAGCUUCAAGGAGUUCCUGUUAAACAUGGAGGACAGCGUCGACGAGACCGAGGCCGUGAAGCGCUACAAUCAGUACAAACUGGACUUCCGGCGGCAGCAGCUGCAGGACUUCUUCCUCCAGCACAAAGACCAGGAGUGGUUUCGCUCCAAGUACCACCCUGAUGACAUCACGGCGAGGAAGACGGAGUCGCUGGCCGCCCUCAAAACCCGACUGGGUGUCUUCCUCUUCCUGCUGGACAACAGCUGGCUGGACAACGUGUCGCUGGACAUGGACCACGCCCUCGCCAUCAUCAAGCUGCUGGACGCAGCUGUGAUCAAGAUGGAGGGAGGUACAGACCUGGACCUGCAGGUCCUGGAGGCUCCGGCUUCCGCUGCAGCUGCUGGCAGUGGCGACGCGAGCAGCGGCGAGAAGAGUCAAGUCGAUGCCAGCGGAGGAGGCACGAGCGCUCAGACCAGCUCAGAGCCGACCGUGACUCGGACAGACGAGGCGACUGGUGGCGAGUCGGGAGACGUGAAAGACUCCAAGAAGGACGGUGAAGACGCCAAACGUAACGGUGAGAAGGAGAAGGACGAGGAGGACGAGGAGGAGAAGAAAGAUGAGGAGGAGGAGAAGAAGAGCAGUAAGAAGGGCAGGAAGAGGAAACGCAGCGUGUCAGCUGACAGCGGGGAGGGCAGCGCCUCAGACUCUGACUCCUCCCACUCCGACGGCGAGAAGGAGGAGGACGAGGAGAAGGAGGAAGAGGAGGAGGACCGAGACGAUGAGCGUCGUAAAGAGCGAGGGAAGGAGCGCGAGAAGGAGGCGCCGGCUAAGCCCCGCCCCCUACACCUCACCACCUCGCUGUUCAUCCGCAGCAUCCCGCCGGAGGUGUCCAAGGAGGAGAUCACUGCUUUGUGUCGCAGGUAUCCGGGCUUCCUGCGGGUGGCGCUGUCAGACCCUCAGCCUGAGAGGAGGUUUUUCCGGCGCUGCUGGGUGACGUUCGACCGCAGCGUGAACAUCAAGGAGACGUGCUGGAACCUUCAGAACAUCCGGCUCAGAGACUGCGAGCUGUCCCCGGUGGUCAACAGAGAUCUGUGUCGGCGAGUUCGCAGCGUCAACGGUCUGACGCACCACAAGCCGGUGGUGAGGAACGACAUCCGGCUGUCGGCCCGGCUGGUGCACAGCCUGGACCAGAGAGGGGAGCUGUGGGCCGGACAGAUGGAGACCAACCCCGUGCUGAAGAACAUCACAGAUUACCUGAUAGAGGAGGUGAGCGCCGAGGAGGAGGAGCUGAUGGGCGCCGCUGGGGGCAACAGCGACGAAGCAGGUGACUCCAAAGACCCCGCCUCCUCCUCUGAGGUUACCGUGGAGACGGACGACAAGCUGCUGAAGGUGCUGGACAGACUGCUGCUCUACCUGAGGCUGGUUCACUCUGUAGAUUAUUAUAACUUCUGUGAGUAUCCUGCUGAGGACGAGAUGCCUCAUCGCUGUGGGCUGGUCCACGUACGAGGACCCCUACCUGUAGCCAAGAUCACUGCGACCGAGGUGAGCGAACACCAGAAGAUGUGCGAGGAGCGUUUGGCUCCGCUGCUGUCGCCUUCAGAGACUCUGAGUGAAGAAGAAGCUGCCAGACUGGGGAAGAAGGAUCCAGAACAGGAGGUGGAGAAGUUCCUGUCGGCCAACACUCAGGAGCUCAGUAAAGACAAGUGGCUCUGUCCGCUGAGCGGGAAGAAGUUCAAGGCUCCAGAGUUUGUCCGCAAGCACAUCCUGAACAAACACGCCGAGAAGGUCGCCGCCGUCAGGCAGGAGGUCGAGUUCUUCAAUAACUUCCUGCUGGACGCCAAAAGACCUUCGUUACCUGAGAACAAGCCCCUCCCACCGCCGGCACAAGCUGCUCCUCCUGGCAUGCCGGGAUUUCCUGGUCAGUCGCCUCAGCAGCAGAGCCUUCUGGGAUAUCCUCCAGGAGUCAGACCUCCGCUGCCCGGCUUCCCAGGUGGAGGACCUCACCACCCGCCCAACCAGUUUGGGGCAGGACGUGGGAACUAUGACGGCUUCAGAGGGCAUCUGGGCGGCGGUGGCGGCGGGUUUCCUGGGAAACAGCGAAACAGCAGGGGCGUGCGAGGAGACCCUCGGUCCAUCAUCGAGUACAGAGACCUGGACGCUCCAGACGACCUCGACUUCUUUUAGGCUCCAAAUAUGGCAGGACGUUUUUGUUUUUUACUUUUUUAUUCCUCUGUUGGUCCUGAUUCCUCCCCUCCAUGUUCACCUCAUCAGUUAGGACAGAAGUGUGUGUGUGUGUGUGUGUGUGUGUGUGUGUGUGUGUGUGUGUGUGUGUGUGUGUGUGUGUGUGUGUGUGAGAGCAGGACCAAUGUUACUAUCAGUUAUUAGUGAUGAUGAUUCGUGUCACUUUCCAAUAAAGACCAACACAGACCAGG
Messenger RNA from Stegastes partitus (bicolor damselfish), 3082 nucleotides. RefSeq names its product serrate RNA effector molecule homolog. Gene Ontology annotation, biological process: primary miRNA processing; mRNA processing. The transcript has 21 exons. The coding region runs from base 225 to 2834 and encodes 869 amino acids. The record is from RefSeq and is a predicted model, not a curated record. Lineage: Eukaryota; Metazoa; Chordata; Actinopteri; Pomacentridae. Gene Ontology annotation, cellular component: nuclear body. Gene Ontology annotation, molecular function: nucleic acid binding.